CCAGAGGCUUAAACCCGGAGAAACUAGAAUGCUUGAAAGACAAGGGGGAAAAGUUCCGUUUCCUCCUGUCAAAUUGUGAGGAAAAUGGCGAGUCUUUGGAGACUAAAUCGACUGAAUAAUAAGGAGAAGGGUUAUGUGAAUGGAUUAUAUCUUUGCAGUGAGGUGAGGAAACAUUGUCUUCAGUGGAGUACGGCACAGCGCGAGCCUUCAUUGCAUGGAAAAGGAAGCGUCAACUUUAUAGACGUUUCAGCGUGACGCGUUUUCACUUCAGUAAUGUGGAUUGUACGCGCCCUUGGCAGCUACCGAAAAAGCUGUCUUCAUCGAGCAAGACAGAAGUGACCAGCGAGCUUCAUUAUCAUCAUUUGGAUGAGUUUGACCGAUGCAUAUUCUGAUCGAUACAUCUGAAAUAUGUUUACCUCACGUAUAAUGGGACAACACUCACCUUCGGGUCGCGCAACGUGUACGAGAACGCACUUUGCAGAUGUUAGAUAAUCACAGUCGUUAGUCAUUUGACUCCAGCAUGCACGUCUGUUUGAAGGAUUGUGUAUGAGUGAUUUGCUGUACUAACUGCACGAUGGCCCUCAGGUCCAGAAGACCAUUGGUGAGUGUCAUCGUGGGGGUUUUUCUUGGCUUCACAGCCGCAUCGUGGCUGGUUGUGCCCAGAGUUGUGGAGAUCAGUGUGAAGAACAGAAGGUCUUCAGUGUGCACAUAUUACAGUAGCGGCAAGGCUCAGGCUAAAGUUUCAGACACUGCCCACAGUACCUCAUCUACCAUCGGCAGACACAAGCAUCUGCAGCCACUCUUCUCCAGCCAGGAAGGCAGCGAUGAAGGUGAAGAGGAGCUGUAUAGGACAGGGAACAGUAGUGAUGGAGCGGCUCCUGUACCUCCAGCUAGCUUCUUGUAUGUGGGGGUCAUGACAGCUCAGAAGUAUCUGGCCUCCAGGGCUGUAGCUGCCUACAGGACAUGGACCCCCAACAUCCCUGGGCGCGUGGAGUUCUUCUCCAGUGAGGGCUCUGAGAAGGUGCCCCUGCCAAUUCCAGUGCCUGUCAUCCCGCUGACAGGAGUGGAUGAUUCAUACCCUCCACAGAAGAAAUCUUUCAUGAUGCUGAAGUACAUGCACGACCAUUAUUUGGAUAAAUACGAGUGGUUUAUGAGGGCUGAUGACGAUGUCUACAUUAGAGGUGAGAAGGUGGAAUUAUUUCUUCGCUCUCUCAACAGCAGUAAACCGCUGUAUCUGGGUCAGACAGGUCUUGGUACCACAGAGGAGCUGGGUAAACUGGCCCUGGAGCCUGGAGAGAACUUCUGUAUGGGUGGUCCAGGGAUGAUCUUCAGCCGAGAAGUUCUCCGCAGGAUGGUGCCACAUAUCGGGUCCUGUCUUAGAGAGCUGUACACUACUCAUGAAGACGUGGAGAUAGGACGCUGUGUCAGGCGUUUUGGAGGGACCCAGUGCGUCUGGUCAUACGAGAUGCAGCAGUUGUUCUAUGAGAACUAUGAGCACAACAAGAAAGGAUUCAUCCAGGACCUUCACAGUAGCAAGAUCCACAAUGCCAUCACACUGCACCCCAACAAGCGUCCAGCUUAUCAGUACAAACUGCACAGCUACCUGCUCAGCCGCAAGAUCUCUCAGCUCCGGUAUCGCACGAUUCAGCUGCACCGUGAAGGCGUCACCAUGAGCCGACUGGGCAAUGCUGCAGUGCAGUGGGAGGACCAGCUACUGGGGGCUCCACCGUCCUACACACGCUACCGCCCCACAGAGCGGGGAGAUGUCAUAGAGUGGGAUUUUCUGACCGGCAGGCACCUGUACUCCCCCGGAGAGAGGCAGAUGCCCCGUCAAGGCCUUGGAAACCUGGUCCGCUCGGCGCUCGAAGAUACAGUGCUUCAAGUGAUGGAGAUGAUCAACGAGAACUCCAAAACUCGAGGCCGCAUUAUAGACUUCAAGGAGAUCCAGUAUGGCUAUAGAAGGGUGGAUCCGCUUCACGGUGCCGAAUACAUCUUGGACCUUCUGCUGCUUUACAAGAAGCACAAGGGCAGGAAAGUGUCGGUGCCAGUGAGGAGGCACGCUUACCUUCAGCAGUCCUUCAGUAAACCAUUCUUCAGUGAGGCAGAGGAACUGCAUGUUGGCGACCUAGUAGACGCUAUCAACGGUGACUCUCAUUCGCUCUCUUUCCUCUCCAGCUCGCUCAAGAUCUUCUCUUCUUUCCAGAUCUCAGAAUCCACAAAAGAGGUGCAAGAGCAAAGGCAAACGAAAAUACACUUCCUUGUACCACUCACGGGCCGCUAUGAAGUCUUUGUACGAUACAUGGAAAACUUUGAGAGAAUCUGCCUGAUCCCGAACCAGAACGUGAAACUGACCAUAAUCCUGGUUGACAGUGAUACAAACCAGGAUAAGGAGAGACACUUGGAGCUGAUAAAGGAAUAUCAUAACAGAUAUCCUAAAGCAGACCUGUCUAUCAUACCCAUGACGGGAGACUUUUCUCGAGGCCUGGCCCUUGAGAUGGGCUCUUCUCAGCUGGCUAACAACUCACUGCUGUUUUUCUGUGAUGUGGACCUGGUCUUGAAUGCUGACGCCCUCCAAAGGUGUCGAGACAACACCGUCGAAGGAAGUCAAGUAUAUUUCCCUAUCGUCUUCAGUCAGUAUGAUCCAAAAAUAGUUUAUGCUGGGGGUCCUCCUGAAGACAGCGCCUUUGUUUUCACCAAGAAGAGUGGAUUCUGGCGAGAUUAUGGAUUUGGUAUCACCUGCAUAUUCAAAAGUGACUUGCUUAAAGCUGGGGGUUUUGACACCUCAAUACAAGGCUGGGGUUUAGAGGAUGUCGAUUUGUUCACGAAAGUCGUUAAUUCUGGCUUGAAAGUGUUUCGCUCUCAAGAAGCAGGUAUUGUACAUAUUUAUCAUCCUGUCCUGUGUGACACACAUUUAGACCCUAAGCAAUACAAAAUGUGUGUCGGGUCCAAAGCGAGCACUUAUGCAUCCACAAUGCAGCUGGCAGAAUUGUGGUUGUCCAAACAUUUAGGCGUCGGUUAUAACAGGACUUCCUCCUGAUGUUGCAAACAAUCCCCAGCAAUCCCUGGAGUUUACCUCAGAUCUUCAAAAGUGCAAAGCAAUUCAUUCACUGUAUGUGUGAUUAUUUGUAUUUUCUGGAUGAAUGUACGUCCUAUCAAAUAAGUACACUCCAACUCCUUUAGUGCAAUGUUCAAAAGUUUUUCUUGCUAUCUAAGUAUGUUGCAGCAUCUUCAGAAGGAAAUCUAUUGAACAGGUCUGAAAAGAACCCAGACAGCAACAUAGUGUUGACCCAGAUCCGGCCCACAUCUGGCCCGUGUGAAAUCCAUGCGGGCCAGAUGUGGGCCGGAUCUGAGCCGACACUGCUUGCUGUCUGGAAAGGUCAUUUUGGAACUUAUGCAAUGAGCUUAUUUUGUUUUCCAUCUUGCAAUCUUCUCAUACACUCAGGAGCACGUUCUGUCACAUGAACACAACAUGGAAUAAGGAAACUGGUGUUCUCUGUAUGUCAUUCAAUAGAAACUAGCUAGUUCAGUGGUUAUAAUAAUAAUAAAGAUGACAAUAAUAAUGUACAGAAAGUGCCACAAAUGUGCUUUAAAUUUCCUCGCUGAGGAAAAUGACAAGACAAAUUGAGUUAUCUGAUUUAUACAAAGAGAAAUAUUGUACCUUAUUGCAGUAUUUUUUUAAUGAACUAUUCAAUGAUUUUAUUUUUUACUUAAAUUUGUUCCAUAAUAUAACGGUACUGGUUACCAUGUGGCUAUGUCUUUUUUCUUUAUUCUUGUGUGCUCCAGUGAACAACUUACAAUUGUUUUUGCUUUGCGGCUUUUAUGAUUUUUUUUUCAUUUGUUGGUGGGAAAAAUUCAGUGACAUUAAAAUUAUUUAUAAUAAAAAAAACAUUGAUAUGCAUUUGUCUGUGGUUUAAUUUUUUUUUGUUUUUUUGGUGUUUUUACAUUAUUUCCUUUAUUUUAAUUACAAUAUUACCUUUACUUUCAUGUCAGAUUUUAUGUGAGAAAUCCUAGACCAUGUAGAUUUUAGACAUCCAUCUGAUACCAGGAAGGAUGCAAUUAUCCAUCAUAUUAAAAGUCCAUCAUGAAAUGGAUCCAAAUGUUACAGUAAAUGUCCGUUUCCAAGAGCUAAGAUUAGGUAUGCACAUAACAUAUCAGCAUAUCAUCAUGAAAUAAUUAUAGUAUACAAUUUUCUGCCUAUAAAAAAUUUAGGAACUUUUCUUAAAACAGAUAUUGUAUGUGCAGACUGUUCCCACUGUACAACUGAGCUAAUUAUUUUGUUAGGUGGUACAUCAUUUAAAACCCAAAUUGUACAACACAACCGCUUUGUGCUCAUGUUUCUCAG
This is a messenger RNA of Onychostoma macrolepis, 4342 nucleotides long. Its product is annotated as chondroitin sulfate synthase 3-like. NCBI's taxonomy places the organism in Eukaryota, Metazoa, Chordata, Actinopteri, Cypriniformes, Cyprinidae. Gene Ontology annotation, molecular function: glucuronosyl-N-acetylgalactosaminyl-proteoglycan 4-beta-N-acetylgalactosaminyltransferase activity. The coding region runs from base 575 to 3037 and encodes 820 amino acids. The transcript is spliced from 3 exons. Gene Ontology annotation, cellular component: Golgi cisterna membrane. The record is from RefSeq and is a predicted model, not a curated record.